CUGACAAACAGCAGCAGCAGCAGCAGCAGCAGCAGCAGCAGUCGAGCGUACCUUUGUCCAGUUCACUGCUCAUGCAAAUCUCUGAAGGGACCCUACAGGUGCCGCUAACCCAGAGACUGCCAAUGGAGAUGAAUGGACCCAGCCGUUCACAACUGAAACAAGGUCUUUAGGGCUGUAACCGAUACGAGCAACAAAGACAGAACAAGAAGAAACGAUGAGACGAGAAAACAUGCUUUUCUUAAUAUCAUUAUUAAUGAUUUCGGAUGCAAUACAGCCCAAUAAACAUAGAGUCACGUUUCAGAAUUAUACAAUGGAUGUCAAUGAGAGCUCCUGUGUGAUAAUACCUUGUGAGUUUAUUCAAAAACCUGUUCAAAAAACAAUUUGGUUAAAAAAUCCAGAGUAUGAUAGCGCCAUUGGCGAAUUUGUAAGGACGAUAGUUUACGAUAGUGAAACAAGCCUCAUUGACCCAGCGUUCAGAAAUCGAACUGAGUACCUCGGCAACAAAGACGGCAACUGUACCUUAAAGAUCAACGAUCUGCAGCUGAAUGACACGGGCAACUACAAAUUUAGAUUUAAAACAGAAAGAGAAUGGUGGAUAAGUCAAUCCAAUGUCAGCAUCACUGUUCAUGGAAAUCCAUGCAAGGUCAUCAUUACUGGGCCUCCAUCAGUGACCGAGGAGGGAGUCCGUUAGCGUAACCUGUGCCACUAAAGGGCAGUGCCAGUAUUCUCCCG
Messenger RNA from Polypterus senegalus (gray bichir), 732 nucleotides. Its product is annotated as B-cell receptor CD22-like. The transcript has 4 exons. The record is from RefSeq and is a predicted model, not a curated record. NCBI's taxonomy places the organism in Eukaryota, Metazoa, Chordata, Cladistia, Polypteriformes, Polypteridae. The coding region runs from base 215 to 691 and encodes 158 amino acids.